AUGGAGGUGCCAGAGCCGCUGCUUGAACCUCCGAAGCCAGUGCCUCCGAAGAGGGAGGUCCCAGAGUCAGUGCCCGUCGUCGAGGCCCCGAACACGAAUGCAGAGGUCGCCGGAGAGCCGCUGGAGUCAGGGCCAGAACCGCUUCCGGCACCAAAAAUACUGUUGCCAGUGCUCCCGGCCCCGAAGAUGGAGGUGCCGGUGCCAGUCGAGGAUCCUCCGAACAAGGAGUUCGCACCCGUGGAGCCAAAGAUGUUGGUGGAGGCCGUGCUACCGCCGGAAGCAGGGGUACCAAAAAGACCGGAGCCAGAAGUUGCCGGCUUGUCAAACAGGGAGGAUCCAGAAGACCCAAAGAUCGACUUGCCUUCCUCAGGCUUCUCUGUCUUCUCGCCAAAGAGCGACCCAACCGAUCCGCUGCCAGACCACGCAGCUCCGAAAAUUGAGCCGCCGGAGGAGGCACCGAAGAGCGGCGCGGGCGCGCUGCCCCCUCCCUCUGAGCCUCCUGAGGCGGGCGUGCCCCAGAGAGAGCUCCCUGAACUCGGUGUGCCAAAGAUAGAAGCGCCCCCUGAGCCUCCGGAAGCCGCGGUCCAGAGGGCACCCCCUGAAUUCGGGGCCGGCAUCAGAGAGGUGUUGUUGUCCGACCCGAAGAUGGAUUCCGUCGUUCCGCCGAACAGGUUGGGAACGCCUGGUCGAGACUGGAUGGGGUAUGGCAUGGCCGUUUUCGAUACAAAUCCGUAA
Molecule: messenger RNA, 735 nt
Organism: Symbiodinium sp. CCMP2592
Lineage: Eukaryota; Dinophyceae; Suessiales; Symbiodiniaceae
Source: the annotation of a GenBank genome assembly